AGUCAGGGAUACAACACGUCCAACUGUCUGACACACACACACACACACACACACACACACACACACACACACACAUGUCCAACUGCCUGACACACAUGUCCAACGGUCAGGUCGGGUCAGGCUCAGGUCAGGCCUGGCCAGGGUCAGGUACAGGUCAGGCUCAGGUCAGGCUCAGGUUCAUGGCAGGCUCAGGUCAGGUCAAGCUCAGGUCAGGGUCAGCCUCAGGUCAGGCUCAGGUCAAGCUCAGGAUCAGGUCAGGCCAGGCUCAAGCUCAGGUUCAUGGCAGGCUCAGGUCAGGCUCAGAUUCAUGACAGGCUCAGGUUCAUGGCAGGCUCAGGUCAAGCUCAGGUCAGGCUCAGGCUCAGGUCAGGGUCAGGACAUGCUCAGGUCAGGCUCAGGAUCAGGUCAGGCUCAGGUCAUGCCAGGCUCAGGCUCAGGUUCAUGGCAGGCUCAGGUUCAUGGCAGGCUCAGGUCAAGCUCAGGUCAGGCUCAGGUCAGGCUCAGGUCAGGCUCAGGAUCAGGUCAUGCCAGGCUCAGGUCAAGCUCAGGUCAGGCUCAGGUCAGGCUCAGGAUCAGGUCAGGCUCAGGUCAUGCCAGGCUCAGGUCAAGCUCAGGUCAGGCUCAGGCUCAGGUCAGGCUCAGGUUCAUGACAGGCUCAGGUUCAUGGCAGGCUCAGGUCAAGCUCAGGUCUGGCUCAGGCUCAGGUCAGGCUCAGGACAGGCUCAGGUCAAGCUCAGGCCCAGGUCAGGACAGGCUCAGGACAGGCUCAGGAUCAGGUCAGGCUCAGGACAGGCUCAGGUCAAGCUCAGGCUCAGGUCAGGCUCAGGUUCAUGACAGGCUCAGGUCAAGCUCAGGUCAGGCUCAGGCUCAGGCUCAGGCUCAGGACAGGCUCAGGUUCAUGACAGGCUCAGGUUCAUGGCAGGCUCAGGUCAAGCUCAGGUCAGGCUCAGGUCAGGCUCAGGACAGGCUCAGGUCAAGCUCAGGCUCAGGUCAGGUCAGGACAGGCUGAGGUCAGGCUCAGGCUUGUUUGAUGACGAUGUCAUUUCCUGUC
This is a messenger RNA of Epinephelus moara (kelp grouper), 1051 nucleotides long. Its product is annotated as hornerin-like. Lineage: Eukaryota; Metazoa; Chordata; Actinopteri; Perciformes; Serranidae. The record is from RefSeq and is a predicted model, not a curated record. The coding region runs from base 308 to 1009 and encodes 233 amino acids. The transcript has 2 exons.